CGUUACAAAGCAAGGUGCCUGCCCCUCUCAUUAUUACUCUUCUGCCUGCGACUGCGAAUCCAUCUGCGCUUAUUCGCUCAUCUAACGGACUCAGAGGAUGCGGUCUCCAGCCUGUGCGAUCUUUCUCGGCUACUUUGCGGCGCUUUGCUGCAAGGGAACCUUUGGCGUCCAUGUCUCGUCAGAUAACAGCAAUGUACAAGUGCAAGAGUUUGGAGAGGCUAUUCUUUCCUGCAAGUAUAAACUGGAGAAAGAUCAACCUGUGAGACUGGAAUGGAAGAAAGUGGUACCCAAUGGCGAUAUCUCCUUCAUCUAUUAUAAUAACACACUAGCAGCGGGUUUGCGGGGCCGAGCGGAGAUGAUCGAGUCCAGCAUCUGGUUUAAGAACACGACCAGAGCGGAUUCGGGGAAAUAUCGAUGUGAAGUUACUGCCCCUAAAGACAGCAAAUCAUUUCAGGAAAUUGUCAUUGAUUUGAAGGUUUUAGUGGCCCCUGGUGUCCCUGUGUGCGAUGUCCCUCCUUCAGCAAUGAGUGGUACUGCAGUGGAACUAAAAUGUCGAGAAAGCGAAGGAUUCCCAGCGUCGGAAUACCGAUGGUAUAAAAAUGGCAUCCUCCUGGCGGUAAACCCUGCUCCGAAUGCCAGGCUUACAAACUCAUCUUACACCGUCAAUUCUGCCUCAGGCACUUUGCAAUUCAACACAGUUGCAAAAUUGGAUACGGGGGAAUAUUAUUGUGAAGCCAGCAACGGCAUCGGCAAGUCUCAGAAAUGUGCUGUGAGGCGACUGCAAGUCGAUGACUUGAAUGUAGCUGGAAUCAUAGCAGGAGUGGUAGUUGUGGCGCUCGUCAUGUUAUUUUGCGGACUUGGUGUCUUCUAUGCUCAGAGAAAAGGAUAUUUCUCAAAAGGAAACACAUCUGGAAAGGAAGGUUCUCAGAAGACUGCGUCACAGAAGGAGAAUCAGGAAUUCAAGCACACAAAGUCAUUUGUCAUAUGAGAAGACAUUGUGAGGAGACGUACUGACCACUGCCUAAACGUUUCUCGUGGAUGGGACACAAUUGUGAAUAGUAUAGACUGGACUGGAAGAUUAUCUAUUUUUGCAUUAAAGACAAAAUCCAGAAGAAAAUGUUGCUUUAUGAGCUGCUGUUUUGCUUUAUAUCCAAUCUCUUGGACAGACCAUGUGUUUAUGAUCCAUCUGUACUGAACCACGUGGAGGCCCCAAAGGCAAUGGAUGUCCUGCCUGGAACCCACUGUGUUUCGCAGCUCACUUGUAUGUAUAUAAAGUGCUCAACGUUUAGGGCCAGGCAGACAAACCGGGAUUCAUUGAUAUGGACUAACUUCAGCCUGUACUUCAACUGGCAGAGCAUUGUUAUUGUAUCCAGUAACGGCCCAAGCCUUUGUAUGGAAUUGGCAGUGGCACAGCAGACACUUUGUGGCCUUAUCCUUGGGCAGAUAGAAGGCCCUGAAACUCAAAUAGUUCCGCGCAAUUGUAGCAAGUUUGGACAGUUGCAUUAGUGCUUCAGAAUCUGUUAUAUAGAUAUACCCUGUCUCAGAACAGAACGGAUUUGUGAAGGAAAACAAACAUGAAAAAUUGUUCAGGGGUCAUAACACUUUGGGCCCCAGCUAACUCCCAUCUAAGAGCCGGGGUCUCCAGCAUGAGACAGACGAUAUACUGGAAACAUUCUGGGACUUGUAGUUCUUUGGCUGAAACUAAAAGAGUUGAUAGUUUGUUAUUUCUCAUUUUGAAGCUAUUUAGAAACUGCUUUUACCUUAGAGCAGGGGUCCCCAACCUUUUUCACCCGUGAGCAACAUUCAGAUGUAAAAAGAGUUGGGGAGCAACAGAAGCAUGAAAAAUGUUCCUGGGUGGUG
Molecule: messenger RNA, 1860 nt
Organism: Xenopus laevis (African clawed frog)
Lineage: Eukaryota; Metazoa; Chordata; Amphibia; Anura; Pipidae
Gene: jam2.L
Product: junctional adhesion molecule 2 L homeolog
Exons: 10
Coding region: 98-988 (296 amino acids)
Biological process (GO): leukocyte cell-cell adhesion
Cellular component (GO): bicellular tight junction; protein complex involved in cell adhesion; cell surface
Source: RefSeq, a predicted model, not a curated record